Pomacea canaliculata is the source of this 1101-nucleotide messenger RNA. Its product is annotated as serpin B6-like. Bases 1 to 1101 code for a protein of 366 amino acids. The record is from RefSeq and is a predicted model, not a curated record. The transcript has 7 exons. Lineage: Eukaryota; Metazoa; Mollusca; Gastropoda; Architaenioglossa; Ampullariidae. Gene Ontology annotation, molecular function: serine-type endopeptidase inhibitor activity.
AUGGCUGAGCUGAAAAUAUUCUUUGCAACUAGCUUGCUCGUCUUUCUGGUUGCGGUUGUAGGGGCGACCACCCUCCGUCAUCGUCGUGCAACAGCGCUCUCCUUGUCCACGUCGUCCUUCGGAACCUCUCUGUACAAACGCCUGGCAUCUGGUAACCAUAACAACAUCGUCUUCUCCCCACUCAGCGUGUACACAGCCUUGACCAUGACCCUGCUGGGGGCAGGUGGCGACACGGAGCGGGAACUGAAGACAACCCUGGGGGUACACCAGGGACAGGACAUCCACGCUGGUAUUCAUGACCUCAUGACCUCCAUAACGGCUCGCGACGUCACGUCAAACGUCACAGUGCACAUGGCUGACGCCGUGUAUUACGACGCACAGCAAGUUCACGUCACGGACAGCUACUCUUCCAGGAUGAGUCAGUACUACGGGGCGGGGCUGAAGCCGUUCCAGAGACCCAACCCGGAGAAAGCCAUCAACACGUGGGUGGAGGAGGUGACAGAGGGCGCCAUCACCAACUUCCUGCAGCCUGGCGCCAUCACAGCUGAUACCGUGCUCAUGCUCCUCAACGCCGUGUAUUUCGAGGUUCUUUCAUCACUGAACGCGCGCGUGCUGGAGCUGCCGUACAAAGGACAUCGCUACAGCUUCUUCAUCAUCCUCCCCAUGGCCAAGGAUGGCCUCACCCACCUGGAGGGUCUGCUCAACGGUCAGAACUUGGAGGACUCGUUGUCUGUCAUGCCACGGGCGAGCCAUGUCGAAAUUCUUUUGCCUAAGUUUACUCUGCACAUGCGUAGUGGGCUGAAAUCCCACUUGCAAGCCCUGGGGCUCAAGUCCAUGUUUGACUCAUCGGCUAAUUUCACUGGCAUGGCGCGUGCCACUGGGGGCAGACAUCUUGUGGUCAGCGAUGCGCAGCACGAGGCUGUGAUAGAAGUCACAGAAACAGGUACCAAGGCAGCAGCUGUGACAUCAAUACAAAUAGUUGCAGAGUCAGAACCGACUAUGUUCAAAGUCGACCAUCCGUGUCUGUUUAUUCUCCGAGACAAAACUGAUGGAGUAAACCUGUUUAUGGGGCGGCUGACAGACCCGUCACAAAGCCACUAG